Lagopus muta (rock ptarmigan) is the source of this 4420-nucleotide messenger RNA. RefSeq names its product sodium/hydrogen exchanger 2-like. Gene Ontology annotation, molecular function: sodium:proton antiporter activity. The transcript is spliced from 14 exons. The coding region runs from base 489 to 2651 and encodes 720 amino acids. Gene Ontology annotation, cellular component: membrane. Lineage: Eukaryota; Metazoa; Chordata; Aves; Galliformes; Phasianidae. The record is from RefSeq and is a predicted model, not a curated record. Gene Ontology annotation, biological process: regulation of pH; sodium ion transport; proton transmembrane transport.
UUAUGUGUGUGCCAGAAAAUCUGAACUGGAAGGAGAAAUUGUGGCAGGGAAUUUGCAGCUUUCGUUUCCAGUUCUCAUUCAGCAUUCCUGCAGAGAAGUGUUCAUUGAGUGCUACAACCCUGAAGGUGUCAUCCAGCCAGCCAGCCAGCCAGCACAGCUCUGAAUUCAGCACAAGAAAGAUGACUGCUUUGAAUUACUAAAUGGAAUUUUUGAUUAUCAGCAGCAUUGCUGCCAGUGUUGGGUACAGAUGAAGAGUCUGGUGGAACGCAGGAAGGUGGGCCCGCUUCUGGCUGCUGCUGUGCCAUGUAGGAACUGCAGAGGUCUGCAGCUGGUGCACCAGGCAGCUGAAGGGUCGGCCCAUUUGGGCACGUGGCGCUGAAGAGCACGGAUCUCCAGUAGGUCUCCCAUCCGGGAGCUGAUGGACAGGGAGAAGAGCAGGCUGAGGGCUGAGCUCUGUGGUGAGAACAGGAGCAGCUGCGACCAAAUACAUGCAGUGGACAGCCCUGGGGCUAAUGGAGAGGCAGAGGGCAUGGAGCAAGGGCAUGGCCACUGUCCUGGCUGCCCUGCUCUCUUCCUUCCUGCAAGUUGCCAGGGUGGGAGCCCUGCACGGUUCUCCAGUGACAGAGAAUGGCAGCUGGGCUGCUGAGGAAGCAGAGGGCAAUGCGUCCACGGAGCACACGUUUUUCUCUCUGGAUUAUCAGCAUGUCCAAGUCCCCUUCGAAAUCACGCUGUGGAUCAUGCUUGCAUCCUUGGCCAAAAUAGCAUUUCACCUAUACAACAAGCUGCCUUCUGUGGUCCCAGAAAGCUGUUUAUUGAUAUUUGUGGGACUCAUCAUGGGGGGCAUCAUCUACGGCCUGAACGACAAGUCACCUCCUGUCAUGGACAGCGAUAUCUUCUUCCUCUACCUGCUGCCACCCAUCGUCCUUGACGCAGGGUACUUCAUGCCCAGCCGCCCUUUUUUUGAGAACAUCGGCACCAUUCUCCUCUACGCGGUGGUGGGGACAAUAUGGAACGUGUUUGGGAUCGGCUUUUCGCUCUAUGGCAUCUGCCAAGUGAGAGCUUUUGGGCUGCGGGACGUGUCGCUGCUCCACAACCUGCUCUUUGGCAGCCUGAUUGCAGCGGUUGACCCCGUGGCCGUGCUGGCAGUGUUUGAGGAGAUCCACGUCAACGAGAAGCUGCACAUCCUGGUCUUUGGCGAGUCGCUCCUGAAUGACGCGGUGACCGUGGUGCUCUACAAGCUAUUUCGAUCAUUCUGUGAAAUGCCAGCCAUCAAAACGGUGGAUGUGUUCGCCGGAGUUGGAAAAUUCUUUGUGGUUGGGAUUGGGGGAGUGUUGGUAGGUCUUACCUUUGGGAUGACCUCUGCCUUUACCACGCGAUUCACCAAGGACAUCCGUGUCAUCGAGCCGCUCUUUGUCUUCCUGUACAGUUACCUUUCCUACCUCACCGCAGAGAUGUUUCACCUCUCUGGCAUUGUGGCCAUCAUUGCUUGUGCCAUGGGCAUGAAACGUUAUGUGGAGGCCAACAUCUCUCUGAAGUCUCACACCACGGUCAAAUACUUCAUGAAGAUGUGGAGCAGUGUUAGUGAUACCCUCAUCUUCAUCUUUCUUGGAGUGUCUACCAUUGGAGAAAAUCACGAGUGGAACUGGCCAUAUAUUUUCUUCACUGUUGUUUUCUGUCUGAUUUGGAGAGCACUAGGGGUUCUGGUGCUGACCUUCUUUGUGAACAGAUUUCACGUGAACACUGUCACCAGUAAGGACCAAUUCAUCAUUGCCUACGGGGGGCUCCGUGGUGCCAUUUGCUUCUCUUUGGUCUUCUUGCUUCCUGACUUCCGCAGAAAGAAGCUCUUCAUUGCAGCAACCACUGUGGUGAUCCUCUUCACUGUGUUUGCACAGGGAAUGACCAUUCGCCCUCUUGUAGACUUGUUGCAUGUCAAGAGGAAAAGAGAGAGUGCUCCCACGGUGGGUGAGCAGAUUCACAUUCGGUUCUUGGAUCACUUGCUGGCUGGCAUAGAAGAUAUAUCUGGACACUGGGGACAGUAUUACUGGAAAGACAAGUUGGAGUAUUUCAACAGCAAAUAUCUGCAGAAGUACCUGCUCCGAGAAUACGACCAGCCCAAAUCAAGCAUUGUGCUUCUCUACGAAAAGCUGGAGCGGAAGCACGCCAUCGAGCUGGCAGAAGCAGGGCAGCUGGGCCAUGCCCCAUCCCACCCAUCCUUGCUUAACAGUGAAAGGACUGUCAUCAGAGAGAAGAAAUCAGAGGAUGCUCUGUGUCCGGAUGGUCUGGAAGACAUACAGGAAAUACUGGCAAGGAACUUGUACCGAAUCCGGAGAACGGGCCCUGCGUACAGCAGGCACACGCUGCCCGGCGAGACAGAGCCUGUGGAGCAGGCCCAGGAGAUCCUGAUCCUGCAGCGCCGGAGCCUGCGGCUGGAUGCGAGUGGGAGCGAUGGGAUCAGCCCCAGGAAGGAGAAGGAGGGCUCUUCCCCGGUGCGGGGUGACUCCGAUGUGCAGCCCCGGCUGUGCCGCUCCCUCACUGUGGAGGAUGAAGAGAAGGUUCGGGCUGUGAAGCAGAACCGGUCGCAGUCUGUGUGUGUGAUCCCUGCCUGCAGCAAACAGGAAGGAGCAGGGAAAGAUAUGACUUCGGAUAUGUGAUGCUGCUGGCUGCAUCUCACUGCUUUGCAGAGGUGAGGAACACAUCCAUGGGGUUGAGCUGAGGAGGAAGAUACUCACUGGAGAGGCGCUCUGACCUUGCAAACUCCACAGCUGAAGAAUUUGGAAAAUGUUUGGCUGGGCACAGAGCAGCCCAUCGGGAGCCAGGGCUGGGCAUGGUGAUGCUCUGCUGCAGCCACACAACGUUUUGCUGCCAAUGGGACUGAGAAUUGCACAGGAUGCCUUCCAAAUGGCAAACCAUGCUAACGUGCAAACAUGCAUUAGCAUAAACGCAGCACUGCCAAAUACAGCUAGCUAAAAAGCACACACCUAAAUGUGGAAGUGUGCAUUAAUUCCCCCCCUUCUUUCCUUUUCUUACUUUCUUUCUUUUUUUUUUUUUGAAUAUGCAAGUGCCCACUUUGUGUUGUAAUUCCAUGUGGUUGCACUGCGAUCUGCGAGCAGUCCUCGCUGCUGGUAUGUCAUGCUGUGGUUUCAUGGGGCACCCUCAGGCAGAACGUCCCCACUGAUGGACUCAGCUCUGACCUACGCAUCACAAAAAUAGAGGGCAACCGAUUUUCUUGGCCACUCCAGCCAGGUUUCACUGGUAUUCCAUGUUUGUUAAAUGGAAACCAAUUGAAAUUGCACUUAUUGGAGAUUAAUUAGGUGAUAGAUAUAUUGCACUUUGUAUUUAAUUAACCGUUUUGUGUUCAAUAGAAGGAGGUCACUUUGCUGCAGUAGUUGUGUACCACUAACCCACUGUGACAGUGAGGAAGAGAGAACUGCUGUAUUAUUUAACAGCCACACCAGCCUGUGAUAUUUAAGAAACAGCAAUACGGAAGGUAUAAUCGCUUAUUGUAAUUUGAAGUUCUUUAUACUCAGGUUCAUCAGUCCACGUGCACUGGCAGUUGCUUGAAAGUAUAGUCAGAAUUUCACCCAACUCUCUCCAGUUCCCUCAGCUGUGGGCAGCUUCUCUGCUAUACCCACAUGUGCACAGUUGCCUUCAUUACACUGGUUUAGAAAUUAAUUUGGCAAUUUGGUUGAGGAAGUCAGCGUUUUCCUCUAUCCUCCUUUUAGGUGGGUCAUGGCUAAGGCUGAGGUCUGAAAAUCAGCACUUGAAUUUUCACUGUAGUUUAAAUUUCCUCCCCUAGGCUGCUGGCAUGCCACAGGAAUAUAGUUAUUGCCCUACAGAAAUUGCAGUUUUACUGGUCUGGCAUCCUGUUGCUGGCAGUGAUCUACAGCAGAUGCUCCAGCAGCAGACAAAAGCAUUGGAAGCCAAAUGGCAACAGAAUUCUGCGCAGGGUUGUCCUCAUGCCCCAGGAGACACUGGAAGGGGACUGAGUGCCAUAUACUGCCUGCCUUUGUGCAGCAGUAGGGAGAUCCCCAUUCCAGGUGUGUAGGAAGGAUGUGCAGGUGCUGACAGCUGAGCUCUGUGCCUUGCUGGAUGCGGACAUGCUGAUGUAACUGUGUGUGUGUGGGAUGAUCGCAUUGCUCUGAGAGCACCGGGGUUUUGAGAGGGUCACCAAUAUUUUAAUGCAUCACUUGGACCCCCGGGGUUUGUAUGGGCUUUAUUCUGCACGGUGCUUUGGCAGACACAACUGAAGAUAGCGCAGAGCCAUGGGCUCUGGAAUGGUGAUAUCUGUGGGCUCAGGUUUGCUCGUCCCAUGCACAGCAUGCUUUAAGCUCUCUCUCAGCACCACGAGUGCCCAUGACCCGUGCUCGCUGCUCACCGCGCUGAAGUGAGCAGCCACGUGUUUUUUUGGAAGCUGUCCUUC